GACACAUUUCGACGUUACACAAAUACACGUCCUCGCGCUUGCCGAUGUUAGCGGGUGAAGGCUAAAUAGGUUUCAGAGGGUACAGCUGGUUUGAUGCCCGCAGCGCCACAAUGGAGCUCUCUGACUCAGUCACACAUAAGAACGGGCGGCAGAGGAGGCCCGCUGUCCCGCAGGGGGACAUGAGGGACGGGGACAGGGUUCUCAACACCACCCCUGACAUGGACAUGGAGGUGGAGGGGGAGGCGCUGCACCAAGGAUACGACGCGGAGGACAACGGACAUCCCAGGGUGCGGCCUGGGAUCAGAGGGGAGCUGGGGAACGUAUCUUUGCUGCUCUUCCUGUAUGUCCUCCAGGGCAUCCCUCUGGGCCUGGCCGGGAGCAUCCCUCUCAUCCUGCAGGGUAAAAACGUCAGCUACAAGGACCAGGCCUUCUUCAGCUUUGUCUUCUGGCCCUUCAGUCUCAAGCUGCUGUGGGCCCCUCUGGUGGACGCGCUCUACCUGACCCGGUUUGGACGCAGGAAGUCGUGGCUGGUGCCCACCCAGUACCUGCUGGGCCUCUUUAUGCUGUACCUGUCGGUUACCGUGGAUACGCUGCUGAAAAGUGACGAGGGGCGGGGCCCCGACGUGGUGACCCUGACGGCUGUGUUCUUCAUGCUGGCCUUUCUGGCAGCCACCCAGGACAUAGCAGUGGAUGGCUGGGCUCUGACCAUGCUGUCUAGGGAGAAUGUGGGCUACGCCUCCACCUGUAACUCUGUGGGACAGACUGCUGGCUACUUCCUAGGCAACGUGCUCUUCCUGGCACUGGAGUCAGCUGACUUCUGCAACAAAUACCUGAGAGCAGAGCCUAAAGAGACUGGCAUCGUUACACUGUCAGAAUUCCUGUUUUUCUGGGGCGUGGUGUUCCUGGUGUCGACCACGCUGGUGGCCGUUCUGAAGAAGGAGAACGCCAGGGGACAGCACGGGAGGAAGAAGGUCCGGGAGGAGACGCAGAGCGUCAUGGAAACAUACAAACUGCUGAUUUCCAUCAUCAAGAUGCCUGCCGUGUUCACCUUCUGUAGCCUGCUGCUCACUGCUAAGAUAGGUUUCUCUGCGGCGGACGCAGUGACCGGUCUGAAGCUGGUAGAGGCAGGUGUUCCUAAAGAGCAGCUGGCGUUACUGGCCGUUCCCAUGGUUCCCCUGCAGAUACUACUACCACUCAUCAUCAGUAAAUACACCGCGGGACCACGACCACUAGACGUCUUCUACAAGGCCUUUCCCUUCAGGUUGUUGAUAGGUCUGGGGUAUGCUGUGUUGGUGUGGUGGACUCCCAGUUUAAAGCAGGAAGGGGGAUUCCCUCUCUACUACUACACUAUAGUACUGUUCAGCUACACACUGCAUCAGGUAACACUGUCCACACUAUCCCAUCUCUGUUGUCUCUACUACUACACUAUAGUACUGUUCAGCUACGCACUGCAUCAGGUAACACUGUCCACACUAUCCCAUCUCUGUUGUCUCUACUACUACACUAUAGUACUGUUCAGCUACACACUGCAUCAGGUAACACUGUCCACACUAUCCCAUCUCUGUUGUCUCUACUACUACACUAUAGUACUGUUCAGCUACACACUGCAUCAGGUAACACUGUCCACACUAUCCCAUCUCUGUUGUCUCUACUACUACACUAUAGUACUGUUCAGCUACACACUGCAUCAGGUAACACUGUCCACACUAUCCCAUCUCUGUUGUCUCUACUACUACACUAUAGUACUGUUCAGCUACACACUGCAUCAGGUAACACUGUCCACACUAUCCCAUCUCUGUUGUCUCUACUACUACACUAUAGUACUGUUCAGCUACACACUGCAUCAGGUAACACUGUCCACACUAUCCCAUCUCUGUUGUCUCUACUACUACACUAUAGUACUGUUCAGCUACACACUGCAUCAGGUAACACUGUCCACACUAUCCCAUCUCUGUUGUCUCUACUACUACACUAUAGUACUGUUCAGCUACACACUGCAUCAGGUAACACUGUCCACACUAUCCCAUCUCUGUUGUCUCUACUACUACACUAUAGUACUGUUCAGCUACACACUGCAUCAGGUAACACUGUCCACACUAUCCCAUCUCUGUUGUCUCUACUACUACACUAUAGUACUGUUCAGCUACACACUGCAUCAGGUAACACUGUCCACACUAUCCCAUCUCUGUUGUCUCUACUACUACACUAUAGUACUGUUCAGCUACACACUGCAUCAGGUAACACUGUCCACACUAUCCCAUCUCUGUUGUCUCUACUACUACACUAUAGUACUGUUCAGCUACACACUGCAUCAGGUAACACUGUCCACACUAUCUCAUCUCUGUUGUCUCUACUACUACACUAUAGUACUGUUCAGCUACACACUGCAUCAGGUAACACUGUCCACACUAUCCCAUCUCUGUUGUCUCUACUACUACACUAUAGUACUGUUCAGCUACACACUGCAUCAGGUAACACUGUCCACACUAUCUCAUCUCUGUUGUCUCUACUACUACACUAUAGUACUGUUCAGCUACACACUGCAUCAGGUAACACUGUCCACACUAUCCCAUCUCUGUUGUCUCUACUACUACACUAUAGUACUGUUCAGCUACACACUGCAUCAGGUAACACUGUCCACACUAUCCCAUCUCUGUUGUCUCUACUACUACACUAUAGUACUGUUCAGCUACACACUGCAUCAGGUAAUACUGUCCACACUAUCCCAUCUCUGUUGUCUCUACUACUACACUAUAGUACUGUUCAGCUACACACUGCAUCAGGUAACACUGUCCACACUAUCUCAUCUCUGUUGUCUCUACUACUACACUAUAGUACUGUUCAGCUACACACUGCAUCAGGUAACACUGUCCACACUAUCCCAUCUCUGUUGUCUCUACUACUACACUAUAGUACUGUUCAGCUACGCACUGCAUCAGGUGGCGCUGUACAGCAUGUAUGUGGCCUGUAUGGCUUUCCAUGCUAAAGUGAGUGACCCAGUGAUCGGUGGGACCUACAUGACCCUGCUGAACACAGUCACCAACCUAGGGGGCAAUUGGCCCUCCACCCUGGCACUGUGGAUGGUUGACCCACUCACCUCGAAGGAGUGCCAGGGAGCCGUCGGACAGAGCUGUGGCUCCUCAGAGGAGGCAGGGCUGUGUGUAAAGGAGGGCGGUGUGUGUGUGACGUCGUUGGACGGUUACUAUGUGGAGUCGGUGGUGUGUGUGUUGAUAGGUCUAACAUGGUGGGUGUGGCUAGGGAAGAGGAUGAGAAGGCUACAGGACCAGAGCCCUGCAGCGUGGAGGUGCAGGAUCGGCCAAUGACAACGUUCACCCAGCUCCUUGACCCGCACAACCACUUUCCUGACCCCAGCAAGGCCAAUCGCCAGACAGCUACAGUCUGAUAUAAACGCUUCCUCUCUUAUCUUUUCUUCUCGCUCACUUUCAGUUGGUCUGUGUUGGUCUUUCUCUGUCCCUCCAUGUCCCCCUCUGUCCUCCUCUGAGCCUCUCUGUCCCUCCAUGUCCCCGUCUGUCCCUCCAUGUCCCCCUCUGUCCCCCUCUCACCCUUCUCUGAUGACUUAUCAGUCUCCGUUCUUCCCACCCUUCUCUUUCUCUGCUCGGUGUGUGUAUAUUGUCCUUCAGCACUUCUUAGUUUGAAAUAACUGUGGCUGUGGUCUGGCUACCACAAGACUAUGGACCACAACAGUCAAUAACAACAGUCAAUUCCUCCUUGCAACAUCACAUCUUCACCAGGACUUCUGUCGCUUCAACUACUUCAUGUCCCAUUGGAAACAAAAAAAGAAGGAACUAUUCUUGCUAGGGAAUAUUUACAGUAGACAUUUACUCCUGAUCUUUCUUCUCGUUCCACAUUCUCAGUAUCUUCUCGUUCCACAUUCUCAGUAUCUUCAACUAUUUCGUUAGACUUGUCACUUGUAUUAUUUGUGCCUUUGCUAGGUUCUUCAGACUGUCAUUAUAAUGUUGUCUGAUAUUUGAAAAGACUUUCAUCAAUGGACAUAAAAAGCAAACCACAUUGAAUGUUGAGAUGUAGAUGUACCAAGGCCUGCUUGAUAAACAGGUCAAAUGUGUCUGUAACAUGGAGUCAGAAAUCCCAUCUGGAUUCUUGAUGGUAAUCCAUAGCCCCUUUGACAGAAAUGUUUAAAUUAUAACAUUACUGUUUUAAUAUAUGUCUGUGAUUUUGGGGAUUACAACAGUAUUUUCUCUAAACCAGCACUGAGAGGUCAGAGAUUGUGUGAAAGGGAGAAGGCAGUAACCAGUCAGGUCUGGAUCUGGGAUCACGUAUAAUGGUUCUGUUUGGAUUGUGUGAUAGAAAUGAUCAUUUUUUCUGUGUAUUUGUUGAAAUGAACGAGUUAUUUUUUAAAUUUGUUUUUUGGGGUCUCUGCUUGUAUUCCACAUCAGGUUGCACAAAAAAACAUUUACAUUGAUCAGGUUUCCACAUAUGGAUCAUUCAGCUUCUCUGUUUCUCCCUUCAUUUCUGUCCCUAACCAUAGGUCCAAAUUCAGAUGCGGCUCAGUUUCUAAAUGUGAAAGUCAGGGUUGGGGUAUAAUGAGAUGAUCCUAAAUCAGGUGUUUCUCCUUUGUGGGGGACAACAACAAAAAAAGUGCACACUGAGUUUCCUCACCGAUGUAAAGCCUUCAACCUGUAAGUGAGUUUCCACACCGAUGUAAAGCCUUCAACCUGUAAGUGAGUUUCCACACCGAUGUAAAGCCUUCAACCUGUAAGUGAGUUUCCACACCGAUGUAAAGCCUUCAUACUGUGAGACUUUUGUUAUCCUUGAACAUAUCGUUUUUUUUAACUUUCUGUUUCUUUUACAACUUGUGAUAGUGAUGCUGCUGUAUGUACAUGGUCUUAUGUCUAUACGUGCCAGUUCUUUUACAGUUCUUUUAAUGUGACCUGUACAACUCUACCGGCAUUCACUUACAUAGGGAUAUGUAUGUAUACAGUCAGGUCCAUAAAUAUAAAACGUGCUGUAAUUCCUACACUGUUCACCUGAUUUGGAUGUAAAUACCCUCAAAUUACAGCUAAAAGUCUGCAUUUUCAGCUCAUAUUCAUUAUUUAAUUUAAACCCCAAUAUGCUGUGGUAGACAGCUGAAAUAUUAAUAACUUGGUUAAUGUUCAAAUAUUUAUGGACCUUGACUGCAGCUAUGAUUUGUUUGAUUUACCAAAUAUUUAAAUUAAAUUAAUGUAAACUUU
Messenger RNA from Salvelinus namaycush (lake trout), 5210 nucleotides. RefSeq names its product acetyl-coenzyme A transporter 1-like. Gene Ontology annotation, molecular function: acetyl-CoA transmembrane transporter activity. Lineage: Eukaryota; Metazoa; Chordata; Actinopteri; Salmoniformes; Salmonidae. The record is from RefSeq and is a predicted model, not a curated record. The transcript is spliced from 9 exons. Gene Ontology annotation, cellular component: membrane. Bases 111 to 3323 code for a protein of 1070 amino acids.